Nymphaea colorata (pocket water lily) is the source of this 997-nucleotide messenger RNA. RefSeq names its product 60S ribosomal protein L13-1. Gene Ontology annotation, cellular component: ribosome; cytosolic large ribosomal subunit. The transcript has 5 exons. Bases 164 to 787 code for a protein of 207 amino acids. The record is from RefSeq and is a predicted model, not a curated record. Lineage: Eukaryota; Viridiplantae; Streptophyta; Magnoliopsida; Nymphaeales; Nymphaeaceae. Gene Ontology annotation, molecular function: structural constituent of ribosome; RNA binding. Gene Ontology annotation, biological process: translation.
UUAUACUGAAACGGAGGGUUUGGGAGUAAGAAGAGAAAAACUGAUAAAACCCUAGCUAUAUCUUUUCCCUUCCCUCCCUUUCUCCGGUUCGCUGCCCGCUCUCCCCCUACUUGGCGGCCGCUCUCGCUGCACUUCUUGCUCCCGCCUUCACGCCAGGUAAGCAAUGGUUAAGCAUAACAACGUUGUGCCCAAUGGACACUUUAAGAAACAUUGGCAGAAUUAUGUGAGAACUUGGUUCAACCAACCGGCCAGGAAGACACGACGCCGCAUUGCUCGACAGAAGAAGGCUGUGAAAAUAUUCCCACGGCCAACUGCUGGACCUCUUCGACCUAUUGUACAUGGUCAGACUCUGAAGUACAAUAUGAAACUCCGAGCUGGGAGAGGAUUUUCCCUUGAGGAGCUGAAGGCUGCUGGAAUCUCAAAGAAACUGGCACCUACAAUUGGCAUCGCUGUGGACCACAGGCGCAGAAACCGCUCCUUGGAGGGUCUGCAAGCUAAUGUUCAAAGGCUGAAGACUUACAAGGCUAAGUUGGUUAUCUUCCCAAGACGGGCUCGUCACUUCAAGGCUGGUGAUUCUACUGCUGAGGAGCUUGCCACUGCCACACAAUCCCAGGGAGAGUACAUGCCCAUUGAACGCGAGAAGCCAGGUGUAGAAUUUCUCAAGGUCACAGAUGAAAUGAAGUCAUUCAGGGCAUACAACAAGAUUCGACUGGAGAGGAUGAACAAGCGUCAUGCUGGAGCUAGAUUGAAGAAGGCUGCUGAGGCCGAAAAAGAAGACAAGAAGUAAACUGCUACCAAAUUGACUUCUUUUGGAGCCGUCGUUGGAAUUCUGUUUCCCUCUUUCAAUUUUGUUUAGGUUUCGAGGACGGGGUUCUAUCUAGUAUAUUUAAACUUCCUGUGUCAGUUUCUCCGUUUGCGUGUUUUUCAGCAUUUUGUCAUGAUACAUGGCUUCGCACAACAAGAUUCAUUUAUUAAGCAUCGUAGGAUCUUCUUUUGA